AUGUCGUAUGGCGUUGGACCUCACGGUCAUCAUCCUGGUUCGGUACACCAACAACAUCCCCAUCAGACUCACCCUCAUGGGCAACAUGCACUUCCCCAGCAUCAACAAUCACAACCUCAGCCUGAACAUGCCCUUGGUCGUGGCGUGCCACUCUCUGCUGUCCCGCACACGUGGAAGCUUUUCAUCGUCGAGUUCAAAGCAGGCCGUACAGAUCUGUUCUAUCUCACUGAUGCUAUCAAGUCGGAGAUCAUGAGGAAUGAAGCUGGCUACGCUGCGGCGCAAACGAACGGGCAUGGAACUGCUCGCGCGCCGUCGGAAGGUGCUGAGGCCGACUCCUAUCCAAUCAAAGUUGGAGACCUGGUCAUUGUCGAAGCUGAUCGAGGACGAGACCUCGGUCGGGUUGUCAACGACAACAUUUCUGUAGAUGAAGUAGAGGCGUGGUUGGAUGCCGGGCGCAGUUCCUCCGGCCAAAUACUUGACCCGAGUCAACAGCCAAACCAGCCAUGGGGCGACUCACCUAUGCCCACCCCGAUUUCACCUACUGGCGUCUAUGCUGGUAUUCCACCUCCUGGUAACCCUAAUUCUACUCCUGGUGCUGCAGGGAGUGCGGGAUCGAAAAAGGAAAUCAACCCGAAACAGAUUUAUGGCAAAGCUGGGCCAGCGGAAGCGAGUUUACUGGCGGCGAAGAUGAGUGACGAGAUGAAGGCAUUGCAGCUUUGUCAGAGUAAAGUGCGUGCGAAGAAGUUGCCGAUGGAGGUGGUAGAUGCUGAGUAUCAAUGGGAUCGACGCAAACUGACAUUCUAUUUUGUGGCGGAUAAAAGGAUUGAUUUCAGAGAGCUUGUGAGGGAGCUAUUUAGGCUCUACAAAACUCGUAUCUGGAUGGCUUCGUUACAAGGAGGCGGCGGCUUUGAGCAAUGA
Messenger RNA from Lentinula edodes (shiitake mushroom), 918 nucleotides. RefSeq names its product PSP1 C-terminal conserved region-domain-containing protein. The transcript has 3 exons. NCBI's taxonomy places the organism in Eukaryota, Fungi, Basidiomycota, Agaricomycetes, Agaricales, Omphalotaceae. The coding region runs from base 1 to 918 and encodes 305 amino acids. The record is from RefSeq and is a predicted model, not a curated record. Gene Ontology annotation, cellular component: cytoplasm.